AUGGAAGCUUUUUUGGAGGUGGACCCCGCCAGCGACUUCUCGAUCGACAACCUGCCAUAUGGCGUCUACAGCAGCGCCACGCGCGGCACCACGCGCCGCACCGCAUGCGUCGCGCUGGGCGACCAGGUCAUCGACCUGGCGGCGCUGCAGCGGGCGGGCCUCUUCUCGGGGCCGUUGCUCAGCAAGAGCCCAGACUGCUUCCAGCAGGCCGAUCUGAACGCGUUCAUGGCUCUGGGCCAGCCGGCCUGGCGGGAGGCGCGCACCACGCUGCAGCGGCUGCUGAGCUCGGGAGAGGGCGCGCUUCGGGACAACGCCGCGCUGAGGCGCGACGCCAUCCUUCCCAUGGCGGAGGUCGAGCUGCACCUGCCCAUGUCGGUCGGCGACUACACCGACUUCUAUGCGAGCAAGCACCACGCCCACAACUGCGGCGUCAUGUUCCGCGACGCGGCGCAGGCGCUGCCGCGCAACUGGCUGCACCUCCCCAUUGGCUACCACGGGCGCGCCUCAUCCAUCGUAGUGUCUGGCACGCCUGUGCGGCGCCCCAGGGGCCAGGUGCUGUCCGGGGCGACAGACCAGCCGGUCAUGCAGCCCUGCGCCGCGGUGGACUUUGAGCUUGAGAUGGCCUGCGUCAUGGGCACCGGCAACGAGCUGGGGUCCAGCCUGGCCGUGGAUGACGCGGGGCGCUCCAUAUUCGGCCUGAUGCUCAUGAACGACUGGAGCGCCCGGGACAUACAAAAGUGGGAGAUGCUGCCCCUGGGUCCCUUCAACUCAAAAAACUGGGCCACCCAGCUGUCCCCCUGGAUCGUAACGUUGGACGCCCUGGAGCCCUUCCGCUGCGACGCCCCCCUCCAGGAGCCGGGGGUGCUGCCAUACCUCCAGGAAAAAGACAGGCACGGCUACGACAUCCGGCUGACCGCCAGCAUAGUGCCAGACGGCGGCGACGAGACACUGAUGGCAGCGCACCACACGUUUGGCGGCUGCAACCUGCGCCCCGGCGAUGUGCUCGGCAGCGGCACUGCGUCGGGUCCCGGGGAGGGCCAGCGCGCCUGCCUGCUGGAGAAGACCUGGGGCGGCAAGGAGCCGGUGCGGCUGGCGGGCGGCGGCGGGGAGAGGUCGUAUCUGCUGGAUGGGGAUGAGGUGGUCUUCAGGGGCUGGGCUGGCGGCGGCGACGGCCGGCGGCGCGUCGGGUUUGGCGAGUGCCGCGGGAAGCUGCUGCCGAGCCCGGCGAUCUGA
Monoraphidium neglectum is the source of this 1233-nucleotide messenger RNA. RefSeq names its product fumarylacetoacetase. The transcript is spliced from 9 exons. Bases 1 to 1233 code for a protein of 410 amino acids. Lineage: Eukaryota; Viridiplantae; Chlorophyta; Chlorophyceae; Sphaeropleales; Selenastraceae. The record is from RefSeq and is a predicted model, not a curated record. Gene Ontology annotation, biological process: L-tyrosine catabolic process; homogentisate catabolic process; L-phenylalanine catabolic process. Gene Ontology annotation, molecular function: fumarylacetoacetase activity.